AUCUCUAUUUUGCUUCCUUUUCGCUUUCAACUGAUUAUUCUUCAAUUCACCGUUUCUCUUUUGGAGUUCUCUAUCUAUCGCUGCAUCUCUCUGUUUUUCUCUUUCUUUCUUUGAAUUCUGAUCAAAGGGUCAAUGGCGAGGACAAGCAACAAGAACAUACAAGCCAAGCUGGUACUUCUUGGGGACAUGGGAACUGGGAAAACAAGCUUGGUAUUGAGAUUUGUCAAAGGGCAAUUUUUCGAUUUCCAGGAAUCAACAAUUGGAGCAGCCUUCUUCACUCAGGUUCUGUCGCUGAAUGAAGCCACCAUAAAGUUUGAUAUAUGGGACACAGCAGGACAGGAGAGAUACCAUAGCUUGGCUCCCAUGUAUUAUCGUGGUGCAGCUGCUGCUGUUGUGGUAUAUGAUAUCACAAGCUCGGAUUCAUUCGUGCGUGCCAAAAAAUGGGUCCAGGAACUACAAAGACAAGGAAAUCCAAAUUUGAUAAUGUUCUUGGUAGCAAACAAGGUAGACUUGGAAGAAAAGAGAAAAGUGGGAAGUGAGGAAGGUGAGCAAUAUGCCAAAGAAAAUGGCUUGACUUUCUUUGAAACAUCAGCAAAGACUGCCCAGAAUGUCAAUGAACUCUUUUAUGAAAUAGCAAAGAGAGUGGCAAAAGCUGCUCCUUCUCGGCCAACGGGAAUGAAACUGCAUAGCAGACCGCAAGAAAGUGGAAGAAGAUUCUUCUGUUGCUCCUGAUGAUAUGAGGGCUAGAUGUCCACUUGUUGUCAAGACUGAAGACUAAGCUGAUUUCUGGCCUAAUCCACUUUGAUGAAUUUCUGUGUAUGUACACUGCUCAAACACAAAAGCUUUCUUGCCAUUUUUCUAAAGUGCUCAUUUUCUGUAAGAAAUGAUCAUGGAACUCCUGAAGAAUAAAAUUCAAUGCAAGGAAAUGAAUUUGAUCACUGAA
Molecule: messenger RNA, 943 nt
Organism: Theobroma umbraticum
Lineage: Eukaryota; Viridiplantae; Streptophyta; Magnoliopsida; Malvales; Malvaceae
Product: ras-related protein RHN1-like
Molecular function (GO): GTP binding; GTPase activity
Source: RefSeq, a predicted model, not a curated record